CGGCGGCGCUGCGCCUUCAGGUCCGGGCUGUGAUACCAUCGGCAGCAGCUGCAGCUUCACUGGGGAGCCCCCGGCCUCGGUCCUGAUCCCGGACAAAAAAUGGUGCAGAAGAAAGCAGCUGAACUUGAGGGUUUCCAUCGUUCGUUCAAGGGACAGAAUCCUUUCGAGCUGGCCUUCGCCGUCAACCAGUCCAACCACCUGGAAUCUGUCUUCAAUUUUGAGUGCCCGACCCGCCCUGACAUGCCCUCAAGCCAGCCCAUCGACAUCCCUGAUGCUAAGAAGAGGAACAAGAAGAAGAAACGCUGCCGGGCCACAGACAGCUUCUCGGGGAGGUUUGAAGAUGUUUACCAGUUGCAGGAUGAAGUGCUGGGGGAAGGAGCCCAUGCCCGAGUCCAGACGUGCAUCAACCUCAUUACGAACAAAGAGUAUGCUGUGAAGAUCAUUGAGAAGCGCCUGGGCCACAUACGAAGUCGCGUGUUUCGGGAGGUAGAGAUGUUGUACCAGUGCCAGGGACAUCGAAAUGUCCUUGAACUGAUAGAGUUCUUUGAAGAAGAAGAGAGAUUCUACUUGGUGUUUGAGAAGAUGCGGGGUGGCUCCAUCCUCUCUCAUAUCCAUCAACGACGUCAUUUCAACGAGCUUGAGGCCAGCAUGGUGGUCCAGGACAUUGCCAGCGCCCUUGACUUCUUGCACAAUAAAGGGAUUGCACACAGGGAUCUUAAACCUGAAAACAUCCUCUGUGAAAAUCCUGACCAGGUUUCUCCAGUCAAGAUCUGCGACUUUGACCUUGGCAGUGGCAUUAAGCUCAAUGGUGACUGCUCUCCCAUCUCCACCCCAGAGCUGCUCACACCGUGUGGCUCUGCAGAGUACAUGGCCCCCGAGGUGGUGGAAGCUUUCAACGAGGAGGCCACCAUCUAUGACAAACGGUGUGACCUCUGGAGCCUUGGGGUCAUCCUCUACAUCCUGCUCAGUGGCUACCCGCCAUUCGUGGGCCACUGCGGCAGCGACUGCGGCUGGGACCGGGGUGAAGCUUGCCACACCUGCCAGAACAUGCUUUUUGAGAGCAUCCAGGCAGGCAAGUACGAAUUCCCCGACAAGGAUUGGGCCCAUAUCUCCUUUGGAGCCAAAGACCUCAUCUCCAAGCUGCUCGUCCGGGAUGCCAAGAAGCGGCUAAGUGCGGCCCAGGUCCUGCAGCACCCCUGGGUGCAGGGGUGUGCUCCGGAUAACACCUUUCCCACUCCGAUAAUCCUGCAGAGAAACAGCAGUGCCAAAGAACUCACCUCCUUCGCGGCAGAGGCGAUCGCCGUGAACCGCCAGCUGGCCCAGCGUGAAGAAGACGAGGAGGAGGAAGAGAAUCGACCAAUCGUCAUCAAAGCUACCUCAUGUUCCAUGCAGCUGUCGCCACCAUCCAAGUCAAAGCUGGCCCAGCGGCGGCAGAAGGCCAGCCUGUCCAAGGCCCCGCCAGCCCCCCAGCACCUGGUCAGCCCCUUGGUCCUGGUCAGCGACCACAUGUAACGGCCCCAGCCAGGUCCCCCUCCAGCCCCUGCUGUGCGUUCAUCCUGUCGGGGUUCGCUGGGGUUGGGUUUGGUUUUUUAAGCUGUUGCCAGCCGGCGAUCACUCCCUCCUCUGGCUGGUUUCCAGGGAGUUCAGCUGACCUUGGGAGUAGUUUUUUUUUUUUUUAUAAACAUUUUUUAAAUGAUCUAAUGGUAUUUACCAACAAAGCAAGAAUGCGGCACACACCCCAGGCACGCUUAAAGGGCGUGUAGCACACUGACGUUUGUGGGUCCUUUUUUGUUGUUGGGGGUCCCCUCCCUUCCUACGCCAAAGGAUGCGCUGUAAGCUCAGCUCACCCCAUACUGUGAAAGACGGUCAGUCAGUUGUGUGAAGAGGUGCGUGGUUCUCCAUCCCCUGCCCCGUCCCCCACCCUUACCUUUCCCUUGCCCGCCUUCCAGAUGGAGUAUAAAGAAUCAGCUCAGGAGUUGGAAGGCCUGUUUUCCCAACGCCAGAAGCCUCUAAGCCUUCCAGAGCAGGUGAUGGGCCCCUGGUGGUGGGGGGAGAAGGGAGGAAUGUUCUCCCUUCCCCACCACCCCCUGCCACUGCAUAUAUGCAUUUUUUCUAUAUAUGUGUAUACAUAUGCAUUUUAUACAUAUGUAUAUAUGAUAUAUAAAAAUUUAUUUUGCAUUUAUCCAGCCCCAUGGGAAAUUCUCAGUAUUCUAAGGAAGUUUUCCCCACCUGGCCUGGGUACACUGUUGAGAAAGGAGUGUGUCCAUGCCUAAGCUCCAGGUGAAAUGUUGACCCACUCCAGAUAGAAUAGCCUUCCUCCCCUCUCGUGUCCUUCCCUCCCCCAGCCCCAAGCUCUCCUUUUGGGGUCCUGCUUGGAGGAUGAGUUUAGCCCAUCUGGACACAUUGGCCUUGGAGCAGUAGGAUCCGGGAGAAUGACGUCCUGCAUGCCCAAGCUGGGCCGCUCCUAUGGGGCUUUCCUUUCCCCCGGCUCCCUCCCUCCCUCCCUCCUCCCUUCUCCAUCCCACCCCAUCACUGACUGGCCAGAAUGUAGUCUAAGAGCAGGGUAGUGGCUGGCUUUCUCCCUUUUUCAUCCCCAACAGGCAAAACUCCUCUCCCUCCUCUUCCCCCAUCUCCUGGGGCAGACAAUCUGGGUCCUCUGCAAAUUCCCUUUUAUUUUUUUUUUCCCUGGGACCCUGUUACAUAUUGGUCUCCCUGGGGGAAGCAAGUGUACCUGACUGCUGGUGAUGGGGAUGAGACCCUGCUGGCAGGUGCUGGGAUCCUGGGCUUUGGUCUGGCCAUAAAAAUACGGGUGAUUCCCAUGUCCCAGGCAGGGAGGAAGGAGGAGAGCUGGCUUCCCCAUGUUCCCUGGGGUUCUUGUUGGCAGCUCCUGAGGUGGGGGUGUGUGCUACUAUGGUACCUGGGUGGGGCAGCCCCACCCCUAUCCCCCACACCCUGGUCAAACUUGUGCCAACCUUUGGUAGGACAGCAGAGAACGGGGGUGGGGGGUGGGGGGGGGUGGUCAGGAACAAGGGGGAAGCUUAUUCACCUGUGUUAGCUGGACCAGGCUGCUCAGGUGCCUAGAGCAUGGGCCCCUGGGCCUACUGUGCCCAUUUUCAGGGCUCAGGACGAGUGGGGCAAUGACAUGCCCACUGCCUUCCCCUAAGUUUGGAGUUAAGCCCAGAAUGGGCAAUUUCAUUGAGUGGGGAUAGAAUGGGGAGAAGUCCUUCGUCUUUCCCUUCCCCACACUGAAGCCUGAAGCUUAAACAAACUCCAGCCUCCAAGGGGAGUAAUUUCAUUUGCCAACCUUCAGGAACAAAAGCUUCUAGUUUCCUGCUUGGACUUUGGGGGUCUUGGAUCCUGGGGCUCAGCAGAUCCGAGGGGAUGGGGGCUCUAGUUAGACAUCCGAUGGAAUGCUCCAACCAGGAAAUCCUGUAGAGAGACUUCGUGUCUCCUCCAGGUCCAUCUUCUCUCCAGUGCCGUCCCGCGUUGAGAGACCCUCCCCGAAGCCAGGAGAGGGCACCUCCUUGGGUGGGUGUUUACUUCCCACUCCACCUUUGGAUUCUGGGCAGGGAUAAACUAUGCAAUACCAGCUCCGUCUUAUGUAUGCAUAUAUAUAUAUAUAUGUAUAUAUAUGUGUGUGUGUGUGUGUAUAUAUAUAAUUUUUUCUUUCCCAGUCAGGGAGGUGAAGAUGGUGGGACAGGUUUGGAGAGAAAUGCUCAGGUUUGCUUUAUAGUCAGCCCCCCUAAGCCUCCAAUAGCAUUUUUCUUGUCCCCUUGCUACCCCUUCCAGCCGUCGGCCAGAACUCCCUUGACUAGUCUGGGUCACGCCGCGUGAGUUUCGUCCCAUGCCCACCGGGGACGCCGCGAAACCACUCAGACAACCGCAGGUGGGAGCUGGGGAUUCUGAGGAAGUGAUAGGCUUGCUUCUUCAGAGUCCAAGGUCUUUGGAUUGUACGUUGUGUUUUUAUAGGGAUUUUUGGAGCAAUUUGUUUUUACUCUGACUUGUCAAUUUCAUCCUGCCCCCCACCCCCACCCAACGGGUAUUUGUCUUAUAUUAAGAAUACUUGAAUGGUGUAAGUCGGGGUCAGGCUAUCCCCACACUACACCUGGAAUCCUGGUCACACCUGGAGGAGGGGGCAGAGGUUUUUUGUUUUAUUUUUUUUAAAGAAGCAACUCUCUUCUCCUGAUGUUUCCCCCCCUCCAUAUGCCUUGACCUCCAAUCCUCCCCAAAUCUUCUUUGGACAUACCUGGCAGGCCAGGGCAGGGCCUGGAGGAUUGAAGUUUCCUCUGCUAGUGACCUACUGAGUGUUGUGGGGUGGGGCAUGACAGAGGAGGAAGAUGGAGAGGCCGCCUUCCAAUCUCCUGCCCCUCACUCCGGCCCCCUUCACGGGUCAGACUUCUGACUCACUUCCAAAGACUCUGUCUGCAGUAUCUGAAGUUUCUUGAGUAGGAUGGGAGUGUAAAUGGAAAAUCAGUGGUUCUUUCCAGCUGGGAGUUUUAUGGGAUUUUUUUUCUUUUAACUCCCCCCUUUCCCCCCCAAAAAAGCCUUGGAGACUCAAAUUGCUAUUUUCCCCCCUACUCAGAACUUAGCUGAUACUGAUGACUGACUUUUAUUUUUGAUUUUUAAAUUUAGGUUCACUUUCCCCUUCCUGCCCAACUCUUCCCCUCCUCCCCUUUCAGCCAAUUAAUUCAACUUGGAACUGGUUAGAAAUGUUACUGUGAACCUGACUUUUUCAAGGCUCAUAAAGAGAU
This is a messenger RNA of Vombatus ursinus (common wombat), 4751 nucleotides long. It is a transcript of the gene MKNK2, whose product is annotated as MAP kinase interacting serine/threonine kinase 2. The transcript is spliced from 14 exons. Gene Ontology annotation, molecular function: calcium/calmodulin-dependent protein kinase activity; calmodulin binding; ATP binding. The coding region runs from base 100 to 1512 and encodes 470 amino acids. The record is from RefSeq and is a predicted model, not a curated record. NCBI's taxonomy places the organism in Eukaryota, Metazoa, Chordata, Mammalia, Diprotodontia, Vombatidae. Gene Ontology annotation, biological process: intracellular signal transduction; peptidyl-serine phosphorylation; protein autophosphorylation. Gene Ontology annotation, cellular component: nucleus; cytoplasm.